GAGCUACACUAUUAUUUAUGUAUAGCUUAAUGAUACUACCUAGCUGUGCAAACUGAAAUAGGUAGAACGAAAUUUUAACUCAUGACCUAAUGGUAACAAGUUGAAUGCUGUAAUCAAUAAGCUAUCACCACUGUAAAUAACAAAGAAAAUGUGGUGACUUAGUGUUAAUUUCAACAACCACCAUCAUUUUUUGAGUGUUUACUAAGACCCUUUAAAUAAUACUUGAAAUGGUCAUCAUAUAAAGAAGUGAUAAUUAUAUAUAUUGAAAAUAAAUUGAAAAGUAUUCAGUUCAUUCUUCAAAUUAAUUAAGUAAACUGUUACGUGGAAAACAACUAGCUGGUCGGAAUUACUUCAUUUGAAAACACACCAAAACAAUAUAUAUCAAAAAGAUACAAUUGAUGGAAAGAAUAACCAAAUUUGACUAAAUAAAUCCACAACUCGUUUUUCGGGAAUUCCCCACUUAUGGAACAGAAAACAUUGGAUACCACUUAUACUGCUGACUAUGAUCUUUAUCAUAAUGUCGAUGAUAAUAGCAGUAACAAAAGUAGUAGUAGUAGAAAAGAAAAUGAAAGGAUAAUUGGGUAUAACACUGAACUUUUAGAUAAAUCUAAUCAACAAUUAUUUUCAUUGGAUCUUGAAUCUAAUAGUGAUAACUUGACAAAAGAAGAUUCCUUAUUGGAAUAUGAUGAAACGAAUAAUAUUUUAUCAAAGCAUAAAUUAAAAUUCAAUUUAAUGCUUUCAAAAUAUUCUAAAUCUAUUCAUCGUCAAGAUUCCAAUUAUCAUCAGUUAAAUUCUUCUAUUAAUGAACUGGAUACUACCAAUGGGGAACUAGAUAAAAGUAUUAUUCUUUUUCACAAUGAUUAUGAUAAGAAUGAUAAUUGCAAUGUUAGUAUCAACCAUGGUACUGUUAACGGUGUGAUAACUGAUGAUAUCGGUCAUAUCAUUGCAUCUAUUAAAAUAACGGUCUGUGAAUAUCGAAAAUUUGCACAAUACUAUUGGAAUAACCUAAAAACCUUUUAUGUCUGUUGCUAUAUCAAGCCGAAAUGAGUUAUUCUAGAUGACGGACACAUCGAUCAAUUUAUUCAAUGAGUCACAUUUUGAUCUUGUCAUUUAUUCGCGUGUAUAUGUACCGUUCACCUUAUUCAUCACAUAUUUUUGGCUUAUUUUUGUCUUACCAUAAACAUACAGUCACGCUUUACCAAAACGAGUUGCAAAGCAAAUUGCCUUCUCCGCUUUACUCUCCUGCUUUUUAUUGUG
Molecule: messenger RNA, 1257 nt
Organism: Schistosoma haematobium
Lineage: Eukaryota; Metazoa; Platyhelminthes; Trematoda; Strigeidida; Schistosomatidae
Exons: 2
Coding region: 463-1047 (194 amino acids)
Source: RefSeq, a predicted model, not a curated record